Molecule: messenger RNA, 5283 nt
Organism: Lymnaea stagnalis (great pond snail)
Lineage: Eukaryota; Metazoa; Mollusca; Gastropoda; Lymnaeidae
Source: the annotation of a GenBank genome assembly
AUGGCAGAUCAAGAAAGAAAUUUUCGCACACACUAUUAUGAAAAAGUCGGAUUUAGAGCAGUGGAGGAGAAAAAAUCUAUUGAAAUCCUACUAAAAGAACAGCCAAUUAAACAGGAAAAGCUGAUUCAGUUUUGUUUACGUUUUGGUGUUCCUGCAAUGUAUAGGAUCUAUGUGUGGAAAAUCAUCUUAGGUAUGAAACAUCCCAUUUUGUCAAUAUUGUUGUUUAUACCGGUACGCAUAAUUUCAAAGAACCUAGAUACUUAACUGUUUUCAUUUCAUUUUGCUGUGGUUUAUAGCAAUUUAGCAUACGAUUAAGGAUCAAGGGUUUCUACAUUUAGCUCGUAUUUCAGGUAUUCUGCCUGUUAAUCAGAGCAAUCAGGAGUAUGUGUGGGAUCACAGAGAAGCUCAUGUGGAGGAUUUAGAGAAAGCUACAAUAUUACUUGCACCUCAUUCAAUACAUGCUCCCAAGGAGUACAAGAUGCUACAAAUGAAGCUCAUUGAUGAAGGACUGCUUCCUGUAGAAGAGGUAAACCAGGAUGUCCAUUCUUCUUUAAUUCAAAAUAAAUUGGUAGCUCUGGCAUUUAAAGGAUGACUAUACUAUUUAGUUUAAUAAGUGAAAAAUAGCUCCCAAUCUAAAGUAGUGCUUUGAAUCUCUUGGUAAUUUGGUAAAAUGCAAUCUUAACUAUACUUAAACAAGGUAUUUCUGUUACUAAUGGUUUAUAAUAACUUAUCUAUUGUCUGUUUUGGAGGCAUAUCCUCUGCCUGCUCUCUUGCCUGUAAUCUACACAUUGGAGUCUGCACAUUAUGAAUGAAAAAAAAAUCUUGCAGCUACUGUAAAAAAUAUUUCACAUCAAUUCAUUAAAUUAAUAUGUAUUUUUUUGAAAGCCUGUUGUAAUUAAUUUCAAGUGUAAAAUUUGGAGAUGUCACUCCUCACAGACUGAUAAUUUACAGAUUUAUAAGUAAACUGAAAUAUAAUGACAUAAUUUAUUAGCUCUUGACCUUUACAAAAGGCUCUAACUUGUUCCACAAAUGUCAGCCUUAUCAUGGUGUAUUUUUAAAAUUACAAAAACCCCACCUUUUUUCAGGAUGUCAAUGAGAGGGACAAUAUCUUUUUGUCCAUCGCUGGAGCUGUCAACAGUUUGGUUAGCUCUGACGUUGACCUGUUCUGGAUUUCCACAAGGUUUUACAAGCACAUCAGCCAAAGUUUCUACUCCUCUAUGCAGCAGUUUGUAAGUAGUUUUGUCUUUGGUGAUUUCAAUUAAAAUAAAUCUCAUUUUAUUCCAGCUUUAAAAUCAACCUGAUAAGAUAAGCUUAAGAUAGCCUGUGGUAAACAGAUAUUAUUACAAACAAUGGUUAAAGUGUAACCCUUUAGUUUUUGUCUCUGUCUUAAGCUGUUUUUGCUGUCAAAAGUGAUUUUGGACAUAAAUUUUCACUUCCUUAUAUUAUAUUGUCCUUCUUCAGGUUUUUUCCUACCAUUUAUAUAUUUCAUAUUAUAGUAGCCCUGCUGCUUUGUAUUAACCAUCUCCUUAUAAUGAGAUGAAGUCAGUAUUGGUAUCAUUUACUAUAGCACCAGCACAAGUAUGAUUCAUUUACUUUUUUCUUAAACUGUGUCAUUCCUUUUUGGGUUUAGGCUGUUGGCAGUUUAUUUUCUUCUAUCCUUUACCACUAUUUCCAGUACACUGCAUUUCUUUAUCUCGCUUACUUGCAAAAUGUUAGUUGUGAGUUUUUUCAUUCAUGAUUUAUUUAGUUUAUGAUUUAAACUUUGGAUUCCUGUGUCACUGAUUAAUGCAAUGUUUGUCUUCCUGUAAAAAAAAAACUGACCAUAUGACACAAACAAUUAAAUAUAUUCUUUCUUCCUGUAAAUACAGCCAGACUAUAUGAUGCAGUGCUUGAAGAAAGAGGAGCAAGGACUGAGACUCUACCAGCAUUUAAAUGAUCAUCAUGUUCUUACUGCUCUCCCCUUGAUGGAAUGGUUUCACACAUGCUACGCCAAUGUGUUACCAGAAACAGCAUUAGAAAGGUAAUGUGGACAUGCACUGUCUGUCAACUGCUGUAUAACAAAUAACCUACCCAAGAAAUUUCUUAAAAAUUUGAACUCAUUUCCCACCAAGAUUCUCUUUAUGAUUAAUGUUUUGACUGACUGAAAUUCUUUGAAAAAAAUUAUAGGGCCAACAGAAAACUACCAAUUGAUUUAAAAUUAUCAGCCAGAUAGCCCUGAUUUGGUAUUAAGGGAACAAAAAAAGGGAUAAUUGAGAUAUCAUGACACUAGUAGUUGCCAGCAGCUUUGCUUGCUGGGAUGUUGAGAUCUGUUACAAUUGUUGUUUUAAAAGAACCCCAAAUCAACACACUCCUCAUGCUGUCCUCUUGUAUAAAACAUUUUAGCUAAGUGUUUAUUUUAAUUUUUAUACUUGCAUUAGACUUUGUUUGACUGUUUGCAAAAGAAGGCCCUAUGCAGAUACAUUUGUUGUUUUGUUGCAUCCUUUUUUCAGGUUUUCCCCAUAUCUUCACAUAUUUCCUUUUUCCUAACCUGAUUGCAGUCUCUCUCCCCUUAUUAUCAUGUGUUUCUUGGGUCAAAACUACGGUAUAAAUAAAAUGUAAUGUGUGCCAAGUUUAAUGUUUUACAGCUAUAAGCAAUGUGUAUUGGAGAUGUUAGGUGCACAAUAUUGGCUACAAAAUAAAGAUAUUUGUUCCAUUCAUUUUCACUCAGGAAUUUUUGUGAGCUGCAAUAGAAAAAAACAAAACAAUUUCUGGCUUCACCAAUGUAGUUGUGCUCAUGUUAACUUGUCUUGUAUUUGCCACAAUUUUGUGACCUAGUUUAUGAUGUUUCAGAAUAUGGGACCGUGUUCUAGGAGGAUCCAGUGCCAUAUUAAUCUACAUAGCUGUAGCUAUCUUCCUUGUACUGCGGCGACCACUUUUAGCUCUGCAGUCAACACAAGAGAUGGUCAAUUACUUAAAGCAGGUAAGUCACAUACAAGUAGAAUAGGAAAUUGGGUCAUAGUGCAGAAAAUUAAAAUGGUGUAAAUCAUAGAGCAGAAUAGUAAAUUAGUGAGGGGGUCAAUCUGGGCAGAAUUGUAAAAUUAUAAAAUAGUGAGGGGGUCAAUCAUAGAGCAGAAUAGUAAAAUAGUAAGGGGGUCAAUCAUAGGGUAGAUGUAAAUUGAGAGGGGGUCAGUCAUGGAGCAUAACAGUAAAAUAGUGAGGGGGUCAAUCAUAGGGUAGAUGUAAAUUGAGAGGGGGUCAGUCAUAGAGCAUAACACAGGGGUGGCCAGACCUGUAGUAACUGAGAGCCAUUUUUAAAAUAAAAAAAUUUGUUGAGAGCCACAUUGAAGCACUAUGGGUCACGACCCCACUUUCAAUGAAAAAUUCCUUUUGUGAUUCAUUUUUAAAAAUUACUUUUUAUUCAAAUUUAAUGAUUAAAACAUUUUAAUUGUUUUAACCCUAACCGUAUGUUGAAGAAAUAUAUGCGUUACAGUUACACAAUUGAAGAAAUAUAUACGUUACAGUUACACAAUUAACAAAUAUCUAAAUAUGUAAAAUUUAUGAAUAGAAAUAAAUUGUUCGCGAGCCGCAAUGUGAACACAGAAGAGCUGCAUGCAGCUCACGAAAAGCCGCGGUUUGGCCACCGUUGGCAUAACAGUAAAAUAGUGAGGGGGGGCAAUCAUAGGGUAGAUGUAAAUUGAGAGGGGGGUCAGUCAUAGAGCAGAACAGUAAAUUAGUGAGACAAUUGGUCAUAAGGAAGAAUAGUAAAAUAAGGGGGUUUAGUCAAAGGGCAGAACAGAUAGGAUCUGAGCAGCCAUUGUUUUGAGACUAACUAAACCAGGAUAAUAAUAUAUUACAUCUAGGGCUUAACCAGAGGCAUUUUUUUUUACCCCGGGUCCGGUAUUUUGAGAAAAUAACAGGAGGGUCCAAGUGUUACACAAGAAAUUUAAUUUCUCAUUUUAUAUAAUAAAUGCUGGCCUUAAAACAAUAGACCUACAGACAAGCCUACAAUCUACAUGCAGGCCGCUAAGCAAUAAGCAACAGGCAGUCCUACACCCUACAUGCUGGCCCUUCAACAACAGUCUUACACCAUACCCACAUCUCUUUAUUGAUUAAUGUAAUAGUCGCCUCCCCCUAAAGAAAAAACUCAACCUUUUUACUGGAAAUCAGACAUGGUAUAUUCUUUAACUUUGAAUAUCCAAUGACUCCAUCUUACAAUAAAACAAUUUUUAGUGUCAACAUAUGUAAAUAAAUAUGGUUUUGUUUUGUAUUUUAUUUGACUCUCAGAUUCCUGAAGAUUGUGGAGACAGAAUUGUCAAUGAGGCGUUAGACCUGUUGCAUAAGAAUGCUGGACAGUUUCCCAUCAAGCCAGACUCACCAGCCAAUGAGAGUGGCAGAAACUCUGCCAAGUCACUGAGUGAUGGGGGUCUAAGCAAACCACCGCAUGUCAAGUCACGGCAGGGUUCCAUCGAUGGCAAUGCUGACAAAUCCCUCAGGAGCAUGAUAGACAGCAGAUCCGUGCUUGCAGAUUUCGGGCGCAAGUCUCCUGGUGAUAAAAAUGUAUAACUCCUUUCACCUGACAGUCAUGGUGUUUACCAAUGAGUUUCAAAAUAUACUGUCAGUGCCUCUUUAAGUUUUAUAGAUGCUCUGUUCAUUGGGCUUGUCUCAGUUGUCAUCAAACCAUCUGGUCGAGAAGAUGAGAUUUAAGCUUUUCUGCCAAGGAAUAUGAUUUUUCCCAUAUUUUGUACCUGUUUAUGGCGAUUUCGCAGAGUAUUGAACACAAUUUUGUACCUGUUUGUUAAAAAAAUUACAAAAAACACAAACAGGGAUGGAAGUUCAUAUCUAAGUGGAUUACUGAAUGGCUUGGAAUUAUUGAGGCAUUGAAAUUCAGAACAUCUUAAACAACUAAACUGAUCUGGGUGUUGCAAAGAUGGCAAAAGUGAAAUAGUGAAAGUACACUUCACAUCUGUAAAAACUGUCAAAUGUUUGCUUACCUUCCCUGUCACUGUCAGUUAUACCCAUUGUCAGAGAUCAUUUUCUAGAUGUAAUAAAUACACAGCCUCAGCUGCACUCCUACCACAUGUAUAAUAGAGUGUGAAAUAAACAGAGGGACUUGUGUGCUAUUUGGAAGAGUGCUGAUUGAAAGAACUUGGCAAUUAAAAUAUUUAUUUUUUUAAUAUUUAUUGCGACUUUUUAGUGUACAGGGUUUUUGGGAGUCUGUGUUCUGGGAUUGGAUUCUAAAAGGUUGGCAUUUAUGGAUAUUAGUCAAAGGUGUACCAUGUUCUUAUUUUGUUUAAUUUCAUAAGU